Molecule: messenger RNA, 2812 nt
Organism: Wasmannia auropunctata (little fire ant)
Lineage: Eukaryota; Metazoa; Arthropoda; Insecta; Hymenoptera; Formicidae
Product: gustatory receptor for sugar taste 64f-like
Exons: 11
Coding region: 917-2332 (471 amino acids)
Biological process (GO): sensory perception of sweet taste; detection of chemical stimulus involved in sensory perception of taste
Cellular component (GO): membrane
Molecular function (GO): sweet taste receptor activity
Source: RefSeq, a predicted model, not a curated record
AGUACCCCCUUUGUCAUACGCGCGACAAGGCGGACGCGUGUCAGGUGUGUCAAAUCGCGCCGCAUACACAGGUGAGCGAGAACCGCGUUACAACCGUGCGGCACUGUUGGAGGCUGUUAUUUCUCCGGCCUAUGCAAGCAAAGAUUACACGCGGGAUAGAGACAAUAAGCGCAUAAGUUAUAGGGGUACCCACCACCACGGCUGUCAGUGCACGUCCGAACGCGGCAGGCGACAUUGUUUUGCGUCUCGCGCCUCACAUUGUCUUACCCUCUCUCUCUCUCUUUCUCUCUCUUUCUUUAUUGCGUACUAAAGCCUUUCAGCUAUGUAUAUCUUGCUUCGUAAAAAAAACAUGUAAAAUACAAUUAGAGAUCGACAAAAUUCUAUUCUGUAAAUUAACGUCGCGCUCGCAAAUAAUCUGUCAUUCUUGUGCAAAAUACCAAAAGAAUUUAUAAUCAUGCACUUCUUUUUCUAAUUAUUUCUAAACUUUUCUGAACACUAAUUCUCGAUUUUAUGCGGUGUCUUUAAUUCCGAAUCAUUAUAAUGAGAGGACUAAUUAUUUUUAACUUUUUUCUCUAGACUGAGAAUUUGAUUUUAUAAAACGGAUUUAACUGUCAAUUCUUUUCAAUUCUACCCUUUGCAUUUUGUAAAAAAUAUACGAGAAAACUUCUGUCUUUCAAUCGCUUUUUACGAUACGUGAUUCCAUCUUCGAUUUAUUUCUUUGGUUUUUGCCAAUAUUUUUCAAUCAUUUUUCAUUUAUCAUAGUUGUUAAAUGUAUUUUCAAUUAGAUUACAUGUAGUAGCUUAUUUGUGUAGAAUUUCAUGUAGAAAUGUGUGCCGACUUGACUUUAGGACGCAAAAAAGCUCUGACAGAACCGUGCGAUGUCCACCAUUAGGAAAAUUUUAACACGGUAACGGAGAUGAAUGAGAAUACAAAAGGUGUCCAUAGCAUGCUUUAUUCUCAGUGGACCGCUGGAAAAGAGUCUCGACAUCCUAUCAUGAUUAAUGUUCGAUCGCCCAAGAGUAGCUUGCGUAACAGCAGGUUCGACCCCAUGAAGACCGACGUGGUGGUGCCCGAAAUGCUCGCACCCGUCGUGCCUCCGUCGGACACCUUCAAUCCUUCCACCGAUAGCCUGCACGCGGCCAUGAGACCGAUCAUCGUGCUGGCCCAAUGUUUCUCCAUGCUUCCGGUGUGUGGUAUCUAUAAGCCGGACGCCUCGUACCUUCGAUUUACAUGGCGCAGCCCGAAAAUCUUGUACGCGGCGAUCGCUUUCCUGGGGGUGCUCGCCAUGACGAUCGCCAACCUCGUGCGUCUGUUGACCUCGGGGAUAAAUUCCACGAAAAUGACGACUUUCGUUUUCUACGCCACGGCACUGGUGACCGCCGUCCUGUUCGUUCGGCUGGCGAUGCAGUGGCCUUGCCUGGCGUUAACCUGGGAGAAACUGGAACGUGAAUUCACCUCGAGACAUCGGCGGAUUUCGAAGACCACUCUCGCAACUCGUUUCAAAAUUGUAACCGCCGUUGUCAUGUUGCUCGCAUUAGUGGAACACAGUGCCGCUGUGCUUUCUGCGUAUCUCAGUGCGGUAGAAUGCGCAGAAUUUCGCGGUGACCCGGACAUUGCCGGUACUUAUUUCAAAUUGCAAUUUCCUCAGAUCUUCGCAAAAAUGCCGUACAUUCUCUGGAAGGGGAUCGUGGUUGAAACUAUAAAUAUCCUCAGCACAUUCUCGUGGAACUUCGUCGAUCUGUUUCUUAUUCUUGUCAGCAUAGCUUUGGCGGACCAGUUCAGACAGCUGAACAGUCGUCUUUUUUCGAUACGGGGAAAGGCGAUGCCGGAGUGGUGGUGGGCCGAAGCCAGGAGUGACUAUAAUCACUUGGCGACUCUUACGCGCAGAGUGGACUCUCACAUCUCGUGCAUCGUGCUUCUGUCCUUCGCUACCGACUUGUACUUCAUCUGUAUUCAAUUGCUGUUUUCCUUCAACAGUCCAAUACGCGGCAUCGUGCGGAAAAUCUACUUUUGCUACUCCUUCGGCUUUCUGUUGGCGAGAACGAUGGCGGUGUCCCUGUACGCGGCUUCCGUUCACGACGAGUCCCGUCUGCCGGCACCGAUUUUGUACAGCGUCUCCGGUUCCAGUUACAGCAACGAGGUCUCAAGAUUCUUGACGCAAGUAACCACGGAUAAUGUAAGCCUGACAGGAAUGAAAUUCUUCUCCGUGACGAGAGGCCUCGUGUUAACCGUUGCUGGGACUAUCGUGACUUAUGAACUGGUUUUGGUACAGUUUAACUCCUUCCAGCAGGUGGACCAGUCGAAUAUAACGAACGCUUGCGAGGUGAAGUAGAGAGCUUUCGAAAAGAUUUUUAAGGAUUUUAAACAUCUAUACCUGCUUCUGCAUCUGUAAAAAUCACACGAGUUUUGAAAUAGAGUUUAUCGUGUAAAUACAAAUAUUCUGCGCUCUUAUACACCAUUUUACACACUUUUUUACUCAUUUAUUCUGGCUCUCUUACACUACUUUUAACAGUCACGAAAUUUGACGAAAUUAGUCCACCGUUUCUCUGUUUGCCUGUUUCACGAACAACAAGGUUUGACUUUUGUUAAAUCAUAUGCUUUGCGUACAAAAAAUGUUUACAGUUUGGUAGUUGUUGCGAUAUAACUGCAGACUGUUUAUUUUGAAAUGUACCGAUCUGUUUCAUUUUUACACGCCCGUACACCUAUAUCUAUAUAUAUCACUACAUCAUCUAUAUCACUAUAUUGACAUUACAAAUCGCACAAUUCUAUUAUAAUAAAUGCUAUCAUUAAAUAAAUUUUAAACUGCAUUUCA